Eimeria tenella is the source of this 158-nucleotide messenger RNA. RefSeq lists its product as uncharacterized. The annotation marks the transcript as partial. The record is from RefSeq and is a predicted model, not a curated record. The transcript is spliced from 2 exons. NCBI's taxonomy places the organism in Eukaryota, Apicomplexa, Conoidasida, Eucoccidiorida, Eimeriidae.
CUUGUCGGAUUGAAUCCUGGGUGUCUUUUGUGCUGCUGCGCGCUGCGGAAUUCGGCACCUACCGUCUGUCCGUCCAGCAGCAGCAGCAAGCAGCAGCAGCAGCAGGAAGAGAAGGAGCAACCGUCGCAAGAGCAACAGUCGCGAGAGCAGCAGGAUGA